UGUCCUGUCAGUUUUUACACGUGAAUUCUUUUUGAGUUACGGUAUUUUUAUUGUAAACAUGCGAUUGUGGUACACAGAUAAAGGAAUGAAGCCGGGAGACAUCCUGACCAAGCUGCGCAAAGAAGCGAAAUCGAAAAUUCCGUCGAACAUGAAUCUGAAGCUGCCGGUAAACUUGAACCUGAAAGAUUUGAGAGCUUUUCUGGAUCAGAUAGUCGAAGCGCUAAAGCAGCCGGCUGGAUCGAAGCCAGGCGCGCCGGAGGUAUCCAGGCCGAUGAAAUUUCCCUACACGUACAGUGCCAAACUGGCGCAGUUUCCCUACAAGUACUAUUUUAAGAAUCAGUGGAUAUUCCGGUAUUACCCGGUGGGGGUGCUGGCUGCCCUGCCGCUGUUUAUCUUCAUGUCGAAACUGUCUAAAUCAAAAGGAAAUAAAGAGAAGUGGAAGGCCAUACGCAAACACGAAAAGGAAGAAUAUCUUCACAAGUUUGACUACUAAAUUAGGAGUUAAUCUUUUUGAGAAGAAAUAAGGUAGUUUGAAACCUAGUGGUAUAUUAAACGGUAUGAAGUAGUUUGUAAUAAUAAUAAUGUGUACACAUAUUAAAUA
Messenger RNA from Sitophilus oryzae (rice weevil), 601 nucleotides. RefSeq lists its product as uncharacterized. The record is from RefSeq and is a predicted model, not a curated record. NCBI's taxonomy places the organism in Eukaryota, Metazoa, Arthropoda, Insecta, Coleoptera, Curculionidae. The coding region runs from base 59 to 493 and encodes 144 amino acids. The transcript has 3 exons.